This is a messenger RNA of Prorocentrum cordatum, 964 nucleotides long. NCBI's taxonomy places the organism in Eukaryota, Dinophyceae, Prorocentrales, Prorocentraceae. The record is from the annotation of a GenBank genome assembly.
ACGGGUGACGCGAGGCGGGCGAGGCUGCCCAGAUCGGGCAUCGCCGGCGUGCACAGCCACCGCCGCAAGGGGCGGCUGCUCUACCGCGCAAGCAUCGUCGCGGGGCCGUUCCGGAUCACGACCGGCUUCAGCGCGAGCCCCGACCGGGCCGAGCAGCACUUGCAGAUCCUGCACAGCCUCCGCGACCGCAUCUGCGCCGCGACCGGCAGCGCGGUCGAGGGCGGGGGGUACUGCCGCGGAGUUGAGGCCCGCUUCCGCGCCGCGGUCGCCACGGAGCCGCGGCCUCUCGGCUUCGGGCCGGGCGCCCCGCGCCUGUACUUCUACGCCUCGGUGCCCGCGGGCUACUGGGUGGGCCGGCCGCUCACCACGCCGAGCUUCCCAGUGGCAGACGGCCUGGAGGUGGGCCUGCAGGCCUGGCGGCGCCUCAGCGAGGCACGCGGCGCCGUCUUCCUGGGCCGCACGAACCGGUACACGAUGCUGCAGCACCACGACCCCGCGGAGCUCGACGCAGCCUGGAUCCGGCUCCGUCAGGUGCACAUCGACAUCUGGUCCGAGGUGGGCCGCUGCCCGCGGCGGCUGGCGUCCCGGCUGCGGGAGCUGGAGUCGCGGCGCCGCUCGCGGAUGCCCUCGCCCUCGCCGGCAGCAGUGCCUCUGGGGCGGCUGGCUGCGGCCGCGAUCCUGCCGUGGCGCCGCCGGCGCGCCGGGGCAGCCGCGGGCACGGCCCAGCACGCCGCCAGGGCGCCCCCGGCGGUCGAGGGACGGCUCGGCCCGUGAGGGCGCGCGCGCGCCGGCGGGGCACGCGCGGCCGCUGCGGCCAGAGGCCGAUCGCCUGCCCGCCCUCGUCGCCCCGCGCUCUCGUCCUCGCCAUCGUGCUCCCCGUGCGCCUGCGGCCUGUCCUUUCGCCUUCCCACGCCACUCUCUCUCUCUCUCUCUCUCCCGCUUCCGUUUCUCACUUCCUGAGAGC